This is a messenger RNA of Zychaea mexicana, 327 nucleotides long. RefSeq lists its product as uncharacterized. The coding region runs from base 23 to 178 and encodes 51 amino acids. NCBI's taxonomy places the organism in Eukaryota, Fungi, Mucoromycota, Mucoromycetes, Mucorales, Lichtheimiaceae. The record is from RefSeq and is a predicted model, not a curated record. The transcript has a single exon.
UUAUUUCAGUGCAACCGGCGCCAUGAGGACGCCUAUCUCACCUGCCAUUCAACAUUCUUCACCGGAUCACGGAUACCUUGGAAUUCAAAUAUUUUCGGCUCUUUCACGUAGGAGACGCAAUUAUAUGAUUGCGAUUGACAGCAGCCCCACUUUUGUUCAAACAUUAAUCUUGCUUUAAUUCUCUACUGCUAUUCUAACUGGUACUAAAGAGCUGCUACUUUUCAUUUUCUUUCAUGUAUCCAGCAUUAUGUAUACAUUUACCCUAUUAGAGCACCCCUCGAUUAAAAUAGACUAGAAACAUAAGUAUAUACACACAACAUAGAUGCC